AUGAGCUACCCACCUGAUUUACCGUAUUACACUGCCCAAAGCAGCCCUGCCACGGGCAUGUUUAACACCUGCAUGGGGAAACUGCAGCAGCAGCUGUACAAGGGGGAGUAUACUAUAUUCAAGUAUGCACCGAUGUUUGAGAGUGACUUUAUACAGAUCAGCAAAAGAGGAGAAGUGAUUGAUGUGCACAGCCGGGCCCGAAGGGUGACUGUAGGCAUCGUGCGUACCAGCCCCCACCUCACACUACCUGACAUCAUGCUGCUGGCCCGACCUGCCACACUCUCUGAUGACUACCACAGAUCCAACACUGCCACCCAGGAAAGAAGUAACAAGCCUACACAGAUCUUAGAGCUAACCAGACUGUUUCCCUUGAAGCUUGUAAAGAUAUCCAUCCAUAAUAGCACCAAACAACAGCUCCGCCUGAAGCUUGUCACUGGCCGCUCUUUCUACCUCCAGCUGUGUCCCCCUGCAGAUACAAGAGAUCUUUUCAUUCAUUGGGAAAACCUCGUUUAUUUGCUGAAACCCCCAGUGGAGGCUUACAGUGGUACCCAGGCCGUCCCAGCCGGGAACAAACUGGACAUACCUGGGUUUGAGGAAGACAAUAAGAGACUGAUGGCAGAUACUAUUCACUUCUAUCAAGGGGAUCAAGAUGAAUUCAGCAUCAGGAGCCUUCAUAUGAACCCUGAAAUAGUUGACAGCAACCACUUCAGUUACAAUAUGGAGGAAUGA
Molecule: messenger RNA, 729 nt
Organism: Condylura cristata (star-nosed mole)
Lineage: Eukaryota; Metazoa; Chordata; Mammalia; Eulipotyphla; Talpidae
Gene: GARIN6
Product: family with sequence similarity 71, member C
Exons: 2
Coding region: 1-729 (242 amino acids)
Cellular component (GO): nucleus
Source: RefSeq, a predicted model, not a curated record